AUGGAGCGCCACAAUCGACUCCGCCGGUUCGGUCGGUCAUUCCGCGAAGGAGUAGGUUAAUAUGGUUACGUAUGUUCAUCCAGUUAAAGAUUGAAUGCUACUUACAGUAUACUAAAUACCAUUUUAGAGAGUUUAUUAAAUCAUUAAAAUGCUUUUUUAAACAUAAAGAUAACCUUAACUUGCAGGCCAGCUCUUUCCGCUCAAAUAUCUCCAACUACAGUACGGCCAAACAAGUCUCUCAAUGGGUACGAAUCACACACAAAGUAUAUCACGACUACGGUCUCAAACAUAUUUUGCUCAUCAUUAUAUUGAUCAUCUACCAGUGUAUCGGAGCCGGUGUCUUUUACUACUGUGAACACUCAAACGAAGAAUCCAAGGAAAUAGAAUGGAACAGAGAACUGAAAGAGAACAGGACCAUCCUCAUCAACAACAUCAUCAAAAGGAUGUUCAACAACACCGAGUACCUCUUCUUCUUGACCCAAACCCAAUCUCAAGAGUUAUACCUUGAGUUAAAGGGUAUGUUCGAGAAGUACGAAAGCGAUCUGGAAGUCAAAUUCACUGAUCAGAAGAUAAAGUGGGACUUCUGGACAGCCAUGUUAUACGCUCAGAUGAUAUGCACUACUAUUGGGGGCGGAUUUGCACAUCUUUAUCCUUCUACAAUGUCAGGAAGAAUCUGCACGAUGAUCUACGCUUUCUUCGGAAUCCCACUAGUUCUUACAAUUCUGGAUGAUUUAGGUAUGUUUUUGAUUUUACAGUACCUUAUCUUUAGAACGAUAUUAUACCCUUCCGUGAUAACAAUAUAAUAAACAUUACCCUUUCUUUAGGCAAAAUCUUCACAAAAUGUCUGAAAACACCAUGGUGGCUUUUCAAAUGUGGAUGUCGUCGUAUGUUCAGCUACUGUACCAAACAGACCAUUGAAGAGAUACGGGUAUUAGACAGAGAAGACAAGAAAGACCUGGACGUGUUCGACCUCCCAAUACCCAUAGCUAUCUUGGUGGUGUUUGUCUGGAUUCUGAUAUGUUCUGCCACUUUUUGUAUAUGGGAGAAAGAUUGGGACUACUUUGUCGCCUUUUACUUCUUCUUCAUAUCUUUGAGUACCAUCGGGUUAGGAGAUAUAUCACCUUCACAGCCCAAAUAUCUACUCAUGUUGUUCGUAUACAUUAUUAUUGGAUUGUCGUUGGUAUCUAUGUGCAUCAACUUAAUACAAGUAAGUAAAAUGUUAAACCGUUUACCACGAUUUAGUUAUACAAUGGUAUUAGUUUGGUUCAUAUAUACAUUUUCAGAUAAAAUUCGAAAGAACAUACCAACAUGGCAAAGACAAGUUGUAUAUCACUCAAAACACUCAGGUAGGUCUGAAGCGACGACGAUCAUCAUUAGGAGUCAUCAGAGGAACAAUAUCAUCACAUUCCUUAUCCAAAGAAUCCACUCAGCGAUACCUCAGUCAACGGACAGCUUUUAACAAGAGCUGCCAAACUAUAUUAUCCUUCCCAUCUGCUCGGAAUAACGCAUACGUUACUCACAGUGUGUACAACCCUAAGGUAAGUUUCAGCACAAUUUACCUACACUUCACAAAACUUUAAACUCAUACACAAUAACAUACCAACUUUAAGGCCUAUCCAAGAACGUUAUCCAUAGACGAUGUUAUGAAACUGGUAGACACAGAAGAAGGCGACAUAUUACUCUUGACAGAACUAACUCGAGACCAAUCUACACUCAGCGAGAUAAGUGAAGCCGUCAGAAGUGAUAUCACUGAAUCCUCUCAACAAGUGGUUAUCUCCAAAUCAUUCGAAAACACCUUCAAUCAACCUCUCGAACCGGUGAUAACAGCCAACCCAAGACACUCAAACAAGUCCAAGAUCUCAAACUGUCCAUCUACCACACCUGUCCUGCCUCAAAGUCUAGAUAUCGAAGCGUUGGAAGAGAUGGAAGAUCGACUUUUACUCAGUAGAGCUGCUUCAUUCGACGCUAAUCCAUCAGUUCACUUCAGGUCAAGGUAAAUAAUAUCAUAAGUACAAUUACAUUUCUUUGUAGUAUUUAAAUAAUAAAAAAAACAAAUUUCAUUGCUUAAUUUUUUAGGCUCAGCUUGAUUUUGGAACAGCAAAGUGCUGUAGAAGAAGACGAAAGUCCAAUAGAAGUAUCAAACUCAAGUUCAAAGUCAACUUCAGUCAGUUCAAACGCUGAUGAACUACUUGGAAGGCAGUAA
This is a messenger RNA of Bursaphelenchus okinawaensis, 2203 nucleotides long. Lineage: Eukaryota; Metazoa; Nematoda; Chromadorea; Rhabditida; Aphelenchoididae. The record is from the annotation of a GenBank genome assembly.